Molecule: messenger RNA, 4989 nt
Organism: Gadus chalcogrammus (walleye pollock)
Lineage: Eukaryota; Metazoa; Chordata; Actinopteri; Gadiformes; Gadidae
Product: F-BAR and double SH3 domains protein 2
Exons: 20
Coding region: 179-2557 (792 amino acids)
Biological process (GO): neuromuscular synaptic transmission; regulation of actin filament polymerization
Cellular component (GO): neuromuscular junction; recycling endosome
Molecular function (GO): protein binding
Source: RefSeq, a predicted model, not a curated record
UCUGACGGUGUAGUCUUCUCGGGUUUGGAUCGUCAUGGCCGCUUGACCCAAGGCUGAAGGCUGUAAUGUACUGAGCGUGUUUUCCCGUCCUCUCCUCAAUCACUUUUUCUUUAAACGCCAACGCAAAGUUUACCGGGAUACUUUUUUCCAUUUGGUGUUGUUUUUAUGACAAAUCAGAAUGCAACCCCCUCCAAGGAAGGUGCGAGUGACCCAGGAGCUGAAGCAGACGCAUGCUGAGCAGCUGAGCCGGUUACAAGUCAAACACCAGACGGAGUGUGACCUCCUGGAGGACCUCAGGACUUUUAGCCAGAAAAAGGCAGCGGUGGACAGAGACUAUGCCCAGGCUCUCCAGAAACUGGCCAACCAGUACCUGAAGAAGGAAUGGCCAGACCUGCCGGCGGACGAACCAGCUGAUCAAAGGAACAUGUACUGCGUGUGGAGGUCCUACCUGGAGGGCACGGUGCAGCUGAGCCAGACCCGGACCAGCGCCUGCGACCUCUACAAGGCCCAGGUGGCCGAGCCGGCCAAGGCCGCACGGCUCCAGAAGGACCUGGAGCUCCGGAAGUGUGUGGAGCAGCUGACGGAGGUGCAGGCGGGGCUGCAGGAGUCGGUGAAGGACCUCAGCAAGAGCAGGAAGAAGUACCAGGAGACGGAGGUCCUGGCCCAGGCCGUGCGCGAGAAGGCCGAGCUGGAAGCAAAGUCUAAGCUGAGUCUCUUCCAGUCCAGAUCUAGUCUUCAGAGGGCUAGUGUCAAGCUCAAAGCCAAGAGGAGCGAGUGCAACUCCAAGGCCUCGCACGCCCGCAACGACUACCUGCUCACGCUAGCCGCCGCCAACGCUCACCAGCAGCGCUACUACGAGAACGACCUCAUGGACUGCAUCAAGGUUUUGGACGGAAGGAUCCACGAGCAGGUGAAGGACUACCUAGUGUCCAUGUGCCAGACGGAGCUGGACACCUACCAGGUGGUGCACACCACCUUCAACCAGCUCCUGGACAGCUCCAAAGAGGUGCUGCAGGAGUUCCACCAGCAGCUCUUUGUGCAGAGGAACCCCACGUUCCACAAGGCUCCGGACUUCCUGUUCCAGCCCAGCGACUCAGACACGGUGGUGCAGCUGGAGAAGGAGGGUGGCACGACGGAGGAGCACAGCCUGGACAAGGAGGCCCGCAAGUGGGCCAGCCGCGUGGCGCGAGAAUACAAGAGCAUCAUCCACACCCAGAGGGCCUUGGAGGAGUACGGCACUCAGGAGAGCUCAGAGCAGAACAUCAGUGAGAUGGAGGCCAAGACAGAGGCCGCCAGGCAGAACCUACGCAAGGCAGAGACGGUGAAGGUGAAGGCGGAGGCCCGCCUGGACCUGCUGAGGCAGGCGGGGGUUGCCGUGGAGACGUGGCUGAAGAGCGCCAUGAACCAGGUGAUGGAGGAGCUGGAGAACGAGCGGUGGGCCAACCUGGGACCCCACGACCCCUCGCUUUCUGGCCCGGCUGACUUUGAGCGUGAGGACGAGGAGGAGACGGAGGACAGCGGGGAGGCCCUGGACGACAGCAGCUCCAGCCCCUCCAGCACCCUGAGGAACUACCCUCUCACCUGCAAAGUGCUCUACUCCUACAAGUCGUGCCAGCCAGACGAGCUGACCAUCGAGGAACUGGAGGUGUUGGAGGUCAUCGACGAUGGAGAUAUGGACGACUGGGUCAAGGCCAGAAACCGCAGCGGGCAGGUGGGCUACGUCCCGGAGAAGUACCUCCAGCUGCCCUCCUCCAACAGCCUGCUGAGCAUGCUGCAGUCCCUGGCCGCCCUGGACGCCCGCUCCCACUCCUCCAGCAACUCCACCGAGCCAGAGCUGGAGCCCGCCCCGGCCGCCGCCGUCAACGGAGACGCCAGCGUGUCGUUUGCCAAGGCGCUGUACGACUACGCGGGUCAGACGGAGGACGAGCUGUCCUUCCCUGAGGGCGCUAUCAUCCGCAUCAUGAGCCGGGAGACGCGGGAGGACGACGGCUUCUGGGAGGGCGAGUUCAACGGGAUGGUGGGCGUGUUCCCCGCCGUGCUGGUGGAGGACCUGACCUCCGGCGGCGGCGGCGGCGCCAGUUCCCCCAGAGAGGACGGAGACGCGCCCAGAGACACCAGUGCACAGGUGGUCAGUCUGCCAGCAAGCACACACACAUACAGGGCCCCCACCUCUCCGCUGGCGUCCACACCGGUCGCCAGUGACCAGUCUCCCCGCAGUCCCUUCCAGCCGGGGCCCUUCCACAGCAGUCCCUGCCAGUCCAGCCCCAUCCAGACGCCCACUUCCCUGGGGGCCUCCCCCCUGUCCAGCCCCUCCAGCACCGCUGCCUCCUCCCCCAUCGGCCGCCCUCCAUCCUACUCCAAUGGACACCACAGGGUCCCGCCCGUGCCCCUGAAAAGCCCCCUCCAGAGUCCAUCUCCAAGUUCUUCUCAGCCCCCCAAAUACCCUGUCAAUGCCUCUGGAACCAUUCGUCCUGUUCGAGCUGCCCCGCCCCCCCCGAAGCAGCACCCCCGUGGGCAGGUGAAGAGGAGGGAGGAGGUAGAGAUCACGCUCGUCUAACGGGGAAACUAAAGCGAAAGCUCCAACGCUUUACAAACACAUCUCCAUAUUAACGCCCGUUGGGCGCCGGCGGCAAAACAAGGGGACGCCUGGUGGAUUAAGCCCCUCCCUCCCUCCUGGUCAACCAAUGGAAACUCCCGGCUCCCACUCUCUCUCCCUCAGCAGGAUGGAUCAUCAGUCUACUCUAUGAGGCUUUGCCAGUAUGUGUUUUUUCUCUAAAUAGCCUUUUCUACAUCUUUGUCCCAUCGGCAUGCUCUUGAAAGCGUGGUGGAAAGAACAACUAUGUGCCUUUACCUUUUUACAAACCUUUAUUCAGUCUUCUACUUUUUCGGUUUUCUACUUCUUCUAGGUAAACGGUUUACUAUAUUCGAGCGAUACCUUGUGGUUCCUUCUGUGACUCUAUUCAUGUCUCUCCUGUUUUCCUCUUAUUGAACUGUAUCUUCUUAUCACACUAAUUGUUAUUUUUAUAGUCAGGCUUUGAGUCUCGUUACCUCGUUAAAAAUAGGAAAAGGCAGAAUAAUUACUAUGCAGUGAAGAGUCUUCUGGCGGUGGUAGAAGAUGUGUUGUCGCUAUACAUGUGGAAAACAGACCCCAGUCACAAAGAGGCUGGCCCUCUUUUUAAAGAAAAAACAAAACUAAGGGAAAGUGGCAAUUGUAGUUCGAAGUGGUUUCAUUGGGAAAUAAUCCUUUCUGACUUUGAUAGUGAGAUCAGGAUCAAGUUUCGUACCGUUAAUUGUAUUUUUGAUACACCCCCCCCCCCCCCCCACAACAAACACACCCACAUUUAACAUUGUUUUCUAACAGCAAAUUCUAUAUUUUCUAGCUGAAGGAUAUCCGAACGACUAUAUAUUAUGUCAAUUCUUUCACUGUGUUGUAAAAGUUAAAACUCUAGAUUUGUCCUUCAUACAAAUAGACUAACAUAGGCCUUAAGUAGAUGGGUUAUAGGGGAGUAGUACAACGGCCAGGAGUUCAGCAGGCGGAUGCGGCCCAUGACAGUGUUUAUCCAGGCUGUUGGACCGGUGGCGUAGAGAGAGACGCAGGGCCUGACUCCCGCCUCUAUGGCGGGGAAAACCUCCCGAGCUACGAGCUGCUAGCUGGCUAUCCAGUGGAAAUGUAUAUAGGCUAUAUAUAUACUAGCGAACAUACUGAAGCACUUUCUGAGAUAUUUUGUGUUGUUUUUAUCCCUUUUCAGUAUUGCUGGUUGGUCUCUUUUGUGGACACUCCAUCGUUUGUUCUAUUUUUCUUGUUUAGACAUUUCAGUUUACCAGUUAUAUAGGUAUGAUAUUGUUGUCUUUUUUUUUUAUUGCCCUAGAAUUAUUUAGCCUUUAAAUAGCCAUAUUAUAGGGUAUUUUGUUGAGAUUUGGGUAUUAUAUUUCAUCGUAUUUUGAAAUAAUUAUCGUUUACAGAGAGCUCGGAGAUGGAUAUUGACAACUUUAAAAAUAAAUCUAUUGAGACAAAAGUAAAUUUGUUCAGAUUAAAAAGAUAUCCUUCAGCCUUGUUGCUGUGUUCUCGUUGAUCUCGUUGAGAUCUGAAUGUCAUCAAACUUGUUUUUGAAGUUUACAUUUACCCUGUUCUAUAUAAAGAUCAAAAACCAUUUUCCUUUCCCAAUAAAAAAGGGAAUUAUUAACGUCAUGUUGAUCCUGGUAACAAAUUGUAUUAUUUUGGGUAGGGGGGGGGGGGGGUUAUUAUCUGAAACUGAAAUUCAGUUGGAAACUGCCCACAAUGUCAAUGUAACGCAAACUCUACAUAAGUUGAGCAUUACAGUUCAGUGGAUGAUAAACUGUAUUUAUUGUGGACAAAAUGUGAAAUAAAAUUAGUUGAAAUAAAAUGCAUACUUGUUUCUAUGUUUUCAUUGCAGCCUUGCUUUCUUAAGUACACAAGAUUGAGAAAGAGAGUAAGAAUAGAAAAUAGACAAUUGGUUUGUCUGCAAUGUUAAGCGAUGUGGGUGAAGAAUGGUAAGAGAGACAAGGGGUAGAGACGGGUAUACAUCUAGGGAGGUAAGAGAUGUAACAUGUCUCUUCCUUCCAAACUAUAAAAUUACACUCUGCAGAAAGACAGGUUACUUCUAUUUAUUAUUUGCUUUAAAAGGAUUUGAUGACACAAAUUCUAGUUGACUCAAAUUGAUGGAUCUCAUUCCAGAAAACUGCAGCUCUUUGUCCAUAAGAAGGUCUCUCUGAAAGGAUUACAUGUUCCUGAGAUGCUUUUAAGACAUCACAAAUAAAUACCCAGUUGGCCAGGGCCAGAAGCUAUGAAUUGAUUGAUUUAUUGAGGGAUUAUUGAUUCAACAUCAACACCAAGAACACUUAACACUACUCGGUCAGAAAUGAAGACUAGUGGGCUGGCCACCAUAGUAACCGUUUAUAAUUGUACAGAAAAACAGAUGCACAACAAACAUUUUCAGGCAACAGAAUAAAAUUCAAUCGAAGCCAAAG